AUGAUGAUGCCUUCCUCCACCACUGCACUCAACACCAACAACUUGGACGGCUCAGCUUCGGACUCGAAGCUUUGCUUCAUCCGCCUGACGCCAUUCCUCUGGGAUGCAAAUAUGCGCCAUGAGGAGCGCCUUAGACGUGGAGCAUUCACCCCCCCGAAGCCACUCAAACGGCUUCAUGAAAACCCGUCUGCCGAAGCAAAGUUUUUCAAUCGGAACGGUAAAACCACACAGGAGGGCCAUACACGAACACCACAUUCACGAUUCCAGCCUUAUGCCGGUGCACGACGACAAAUUACUCGGAGAUCAUGCAUCGAUCCUGCGGUCACUCAAACGUUGACGGAACUACCAAGAGUCGCCUUAGUCGGAUUUUCCCGUGCAGGAGCAGAAGUCAACACGCAGGCUCACUCGGAUAUAGACACUGACCUGGCGGCUCUUUCGAAGCGCAGUGAUGAUGUUCAAGGCCUCCAUUAUGUUCUUAUGGACCUUUCAACGGAUGAAAAAUCACCGGUCAUUAAACAGAACUGCUUCAAAUUGCUGCUAGACACAGGAUGCCCAGUAACGUAUGUUCAUUGUGAUUUGUUCUAUCUGUAUUCCCUGGACUAA
Messenger RNA from Mycena indigotica, 603 nucleotides. RefSeq lists its product as uncharacterized. NCBI's taxonomy places the organism in Eukaryota, Fungi, Basidiomycota, Agaricomycetes, Agaricales, Mycenaceae. The transcript has 5 exons. Bases 1 to 603 code for a protein of 200 amino acids. The record is from RefSeq and is a predicted model, not a curated record.